Dermacentor andersoni is the source of this 498-nucleotide messenger RNA. Lineage: Eukaryota; Metazoa; Arthropoda; Arachnida; Ixodida; Ixodidae. The record is from RefSeq and is a predicted model, not a curated record.
AUGCAGUUCGCCUCCCGCAGUGACUUCUCUGGAGUGGCCGAGGCGCCGGGCUUGCAAAGCUACCCAAGCCAGAACAGUGAGCAUAGCCGGACGCUGCGCUCCAGGCAGCCGCAUAGUGGCCUGCCCGCCUUGUCACCGCCUGAUCCCUGGUAUGAAAACAACGCCGCACACAAGAGCGCGCGUCUGGCGCGCAGUCCUGCCGACUCUACGGCGCGUCUCCUCUUCCCGUACCUGACGCCGGCAGUGGCGGUGGCUCCUGGGUUGGUCACGUGUGGAACGAGCGUCGCCUACCAGCUAAGCGUGUUCGGCACGCUGAGACCCGUUGUAGUGAGGUAUUUGUGUGUGCCUACUCGACCUCCUCCACCACCACCACCUCCAUCGCCUCCACCUCCUCCACCUCCGCCACCGCCUCCUCCGACAAGGCCACCACCUCCCCCUCCGACUCCACCGAUAAUAAUUCUCGUGUUGCGAGGACUUGCCGUGGUCCCCGCCAAAUAG